AUGAGCGACAGUGAGGAGGACUCGGGCAGCGUCGGCAGACAAAAGUCCAUCUUCAGUGGCAUGGGCAGGGUGAAGCAGAUCAACCACCUCCGAGAGAAGUGGAGCCCCAAGCCCAAGUCGCCGCUACCAGACCGAGCGUUCGUCGAAUCGCCGCCUUCAUCUCCGUGGAGUCGACGGCCCAGCCCAGACAAGUACGCGCAGGGGCCGUAUGCAGGCGAUAGUGGGCGUCGCACUCCCCACAGAGGGCAAUCGGUGAACGGGUCACCCAGGCGGCAACCCGUAGUGACUGUGGUGGACAUGGAGAGAUACCUCGCAAUCAACACGUGGCUGGAACACAACGGCAUCAACGUUGCGCAGAUCAACACUUCACCCGAUAAACGCGACAAUUCGAAGGAGUAUGGCCUGUUUGACGACAUGUACAGCUCGCUGGACGUUCUUGAGAACUCCCUCAUGAGCGAGCUUGCCUAUCUCAACUACAGUAGGGGCGAGGACCAGAAGCCUAGCGAUACACUGUCGCUCUCAUCGCCUGCCCUGUUCGAUUACCUGGUCGUCAUCGCUCCGGAUAUGGUGGAUGUUACGAUCCGCAACUUCUGGAGCCUACGUGAAAAUGUGUUCGAGGCGACCGUCGCAUUUGCCCACCCGCCAGAGAGCCAAUUCCGCGCCGAGAGUCUCGAGCACUUUUGCUUUCCCACCGGAAUCAAAGCUGUCAAUGCCAAUGCCGGUACCAACGUGGAAAAACUUUCCGAAGCUCAUAGUACCAGCUCUUCGUUAUCCUCUCAAGAGGGGGAGUUUUUUGUGUUAAUGAUUUCUGGUGGAGGCGUCCAAGGCCAGAGUGUUCAAUAUGCGAUGUGCAUGAAGGGAACAGUGCAAGUUCGAGAUGGUAGCGGCGAUGGGAAAUUUCUGCUACUGCCGAUUUGUUACUGCAUGAUUGCUCAAAUCCCCUUCAUUCCAUUCUUUCGAGCUGUACUACAGGGACUUUUGGAUAACCUGCGGAAUGAACUCGAAGCACAUGGAUGCAGCGGGUCUCAGUCUUUAACCAGCAUCGUAACAGAUAAGCAUGCAGGCUACAUCGACGAUACUCUGCAAAACCUAAAGUCGAUCCCUCUUCCCGACAAAGGCCUUUCAGUGUCUGUCAACGUGUUCCCAUCGCCAAGUCCCGAAUUGAUAUUGACCCGACCACACAAAGAAAAUGAUGCGGAUGAGAAGGUUGCACUGUUGUUACAGUGGGCACUGCCGUCGCUGCUGUCUCGGGUCUCAGUUGAUCGCCUACUACAGAUUUUGAGCCUCUUGCUCGUCGAGAUGAAGUUUAUCGUCGUCUCGGAUGAAAUCCCUCUGCUAUCCGCUGCAACGCUAGGGUUGGCGUCGCUGUUGCAUCCACUCGGGUGGGCCGGACCGCUAAUCAGCGUGCUACCUCCCUCAAUGCACGAGUAUAUGGAGGCCCCUGUCCCCCUAAUCUGCGGCGUUGACGAACUUCCUCGUGACUUUGAGUGCUCGAAAGGCACUUGCAUCCUCUAUCUAACUGAGAGUCGAGUGCAGCUGCACAUCGAAGAUGCACGUUCAUUUGAGGCACUACAGAUGCCUGAAGUCGAAAAUCUCUCGUGUGAUCUCACGAGAUUUACCAAAGAAAUGCUGGGUCGCGUGACAGGUUCGUUCCGAGACAACGUCACGCCUUUAUCGACGCACCUGGUGAUUCACCGCGUUCGCCGGCAUAUCGAACACUUGAUUAGUGUAUGUGCGAAUGGAAACUCUGAACUAUACGCGAAUGAAAGGCGGUUUGUAAAUGUGUUCAUGAAGACGCAAAUGUACCAGAAGUACAUGGACGACCAGCCUGUGGCUGCCCCAACUGACCAAAGCAACCACCAAGUCCUGAGUGAUCAGCCUGCAGUAGUCGAAGCGCCAAUGACCCUGUCUUCGGUCAACACCCAGCAUGAUGGAUUAAAGUCAGCAGCUAGUGUGUUGUUCCAAAUCGCAUUGGCCGGAGUUAGCACAUUACCGCGGAGCAGCUCACGAACAAGUAUCGCAUCUAAGGCUGCUACAGACUCGGAGACCGACGCACAAAAUCCCGAAGUCUUGGAGUUACCGGUUUUUGACGAACCGGAUCCUGGAUCAGUGAAGCUUUCGUCUGCAGCUUCGUCGCCUACAGGUAAACUAUUCUUUUCUUUCUUUACCACGACAAAUUGCCUGGCGUAUCUGCCUGUAAAUGCUGAUCUGUUGUUUAGCUAG
Molecule: messenger RNA, 2223 nt
Organism: Phytophthora sojae
Lineage: Eukaryota; Oomycota; Peronosporomycetes; Peronosporales; Peronosporaceae
Exons: 6
Coding region: 1-2223 (740 amino acids)
Source: RefSeq, a predicted model, not a curated record